AUGAUCAAGGAGAGACGAUUUCCCAGGCUAAUUGCUGCCACAUGUUAUGAUAAUUCUAAUCCCCAUUUGUAUGGACCUAUUGUGACUGUACCGGGAGCUAACAACGUCACUUGCAAGGUUAUUUGGUACUUUCCAAAGGAUAAAUCUGCUCUCUCAGAUUCUCUCAAACUCCUUUUUGUCGGUGUUUGUAAGUUCUUUUUAUUCUUUCAAAUUCGAAUUGUUUAG
Molecule: messenger RNA, 225 nt
Organism: Rodentolepis nana
Lineage: Eukaryota; Metazoa; Platyhelminthes; Cestoda; Cyclophyllidea; Hymenolepididae
Source: the annotation of a GenBank genome assembly